Molossus molossus (Pallas's mastiff bat) is the source of this 2910-nucleotide messenger RNA. It is a transcript of the gene AOC2, whose product is annotated as amine oxidase copper containing 2. Gene Ontology annotation, biological process: amine metabolic process. The transcript is spliced from 4 exons. Gene Ontology annotation, molecular function: copper ion binding; quinone binding; primary methylamine oxidase activity. The record is from RefSeq and is a predicted model, not a curated record. NCBI's taxonomy places the organism in Eukaryota, Metazoa, Chordata, Mammalia, Chiroptera, Molossidae. The coding region runs from base 640 to 2910 and encodes 756 amino acids. Gene Ontology annotation, cellular component: plasma membrane.
AGAUUUAUGAUAUACCUGUCCUGAGGUCACACAGUUUAGGGACCUGGAAUUGGUGUACAAAUCUGACUGCUAAACUCAGGCCUUCACCAUUACUCCUUUCUCACUGACAUCUAGAAGCCUUGAGACUUCAGACGAGAGGCUUGACUUUAGGCAACUGGCAGAACACAGUACUUACUGCUACACUGGUCAGUAAAUCCUAGAUAUAGUGGGGGUAAGUGCCUGCCAUGAGGUCGGAAAACGGAGUUUUAGUACCUGCAUUCAGCACACAGGAUUUGAUUGGACAUCUGAGAUUUGUAUUCUUCCUCAGAUCCAUUUUGGGUAGAAGGUGCAGUUUAGCGUUGCUUCAAAUGCCCUUUAAUCUGUCUAAAUUAUGGAAAUCAGUAGUGAGUACCGAUCAUGCUGCCAGUAAGAGUUCAGGGGCAGGGGAGAUGCUGUGCACAUGGAAGUAGUGCCUUGGGCCAAACCACAGAACAGAAAAUUGGAACAGAAUUAUAUAAAUCAAGGUCAGAAAUUUCCUGUUCAACCCACAGGGUGGAGUUUUCUCCAUUCCUAUCCAUCCUACUGAAUAUAAACCCUGAUUUGAUGUCAGUAACUGGAAGGAGCAGCUGGUAGGACUCAUUUCAGCGCUCAGCAUUCAUCAUGAAUGUCAAGGUAGUCCUCGUGUUCCUGGCAUUGUCCCUCAUUACCGUCUUUGCCCUGGCCUAUGUCUUGCUGUCCAGCCAAGGGGGCUCCAGCCAGCCUCCCCACUGCCCCUCUGUAUCCCACCGUGCCCAGCACUGGACACACCCUGGCCAGAGCCAGCUGUUUGCAGACCUGAGCCGAGAGGAGCUGACGGCUGUGAUGAGCUUUCUGACCCAGCAGCUGGGGCCAGGCCUGGUGGAUGCAGCCCAGGCCCGCCCAUCAGACAACUGCGUCUUCUCAGUGGAGCUACAGCUGCCUCCCAAGGCUGCAGCCCUGGCCCAUCUGGACUGGGGGAGCCCCCCACCUGCCCGGGAGGCACUGGCCAUCAUCUUCUUUGGUGGACAACCCCAGCCCAACGUGACUGAGCUGGUGGUGGGACCGCUGCCCCACCCCUCCUACAUGCGAGAUGUGACCGUGGAGCGUCACGGGGGCCCCCUGCCCUAUCACCGACGUCCCAUGCUAGGAACUGAGUUUGCCCAAAUGUGGAAGCAUUUGAAAGAGGUGGAGCUACCUAAGGCACCGGUCUUCCUUGCUUCAGUCUUCAACUACAAUGGCUCCACUUUGGCACCUCUGCAGGCCACUCCUAGUGGCUUGCGCUCAGGGGACCGUACUACCUGGAUAGCCCUCCACCAUAACAUCUCAGGUGUGGGGAUUUUCCUUCACCCAGUGGGGCUGGAGUUACUGCUGGACCACAGGGCCCUGGACCCUGCCAACUGGGCUGUCCAGCGGGUCUUCUAUCUUGGGCGCUACUAUGCAGACUUGGGCCAGUUGGAACGGGAGUUUAAGGCUGGCCGGCUGGAAGUGGUUCGAGUUCCUCUGCCCCUGCCAAAUGGUGCUUCAUCCCUGAGGUCCCGGGUCUCCCCAGGUCCUCUUCCCCCUCUUCAGUUGUCACCCCAGGCCUCCCAAUACAGUGUACAAGGGAAACUGGUGGUGUCCUCCCUCUGGACAUUUACCUUUGGCCAUGGAGUGUUCAGUGGCAUGAGGAUUUUUGAUAUUCGGUUCAAGGGCGAGCGAGUGGCCUAUGAAGUCAGUGUCCAGGAGUGUGUAUCUAUCUAUGGUGCUGAUUCACCCAAGACAAUGAUGACCCGAUACUUGGAUAGCAGCUAUGGACUUGGCCGUAACAGCCGGGGCUUGGUGCGGGGUGUGGACUGCCCCUAUCAAUCUACAAUGGUGGAUAUCCAUGUAUUAGUGGGCCAAGGGGCAGUCCAGCUGCUCCCAGGGGCUGUGUGUAUUUUUGAGGAGGCCCAAGGACUGCCCCUUCGAAGGCACUACAAUCACCUUCAGAGUCAUUUCUACGGUGGUUUGGCUGGUUCAGCUCUUGUAGUCAGGUCUGUGUCAUCUGUAGGCAACUAUGACUACAUUUGGGACUUUGUAUUUUACCCAAAUGGGGUGCUUGAAGGGCGGGUCCAUGCCACAGGCUUUGUCAACACAGCUUUCCUGAGUGGGGGAGAGGAAAGCCUCCUCUUUGGGAAUCGUGUGGGGGAACGAGUGCUGGGGACAGUGCACACGCAUGCCUUCCACUUCAAGCUGGACCUGGACGUAGCAGGGCUGAAAAACUGGGUGGUAGCUGAAGACGUGGUGUUUAAACCUGUGGCAGCCCCUUGGAGUCCAGAGCACCAACUUCAGCGUCCACAGCUGAUUCGGCAGGUCCUGGAAAGGGAGGACCUGACAGCUUUUCCCUUGGGAAAUCCCCUUCCUCGAUACCUUUACCUGGCUGGCAACCAGACUAAUGCCUGGGGUCACCAGCGCGGGUACCGAAUCCAGAUUCACGGCCCCCUUGGCAUACACAUGCCCCUGGAGAGCGACAUGGAGAAGGCCCUCAGCUGGGGGAGAUACCAGCUCGCGGUGACCCGGAGGAAAGAGGAGGAGUCACAGAGCAGCAGCAUCUAUUACCAGAAUGACAUUUGGACACCCACUAUUGCCUUUGCUGACUUCAUCAAUAAUGAGACUCUCUUAGGAGAGGACCUGGUGGCCUGGGUUACAGCCAGCUUCCUGCACAUCCCCCAUGCUGAGGAUGUCCCCAACACAGUUACUGUGGGGAACAGAGUUGGCUUCUUGCUCCGACCCUAUAACUUCUUUGAUGAGGACCCCUCCAUCUUCUCCCCUGGCAGCGUCUACUUUGAGAAGGGCCAGGAUGCUGGGCUCUGCAAUGUCAACCCUGUGGCCUGCAUCCCCCACCUGGCAGCCUGUGUCCCAGAAUUGCCUCCUUUCUCUUACCAAGACUUUUAA